AUGAGGCAAGCGGCGAAGCUCAGUUCAGCUGAAUCUGUUGCCAAUCUUGUCCUUGAGGAUACCUCCCAUCCCUCUCUUUUCACCUUCGCCGAGAUCCUCGCCAUCCCCAACCUCUCGAAGAUACCCUUGCUGGCCACCGCCUUCUCUGUUCCUUUCUUGUUCGCUAAUCUUAGCCUUCAUACUGCUUCUAUUCCCUACUUCAGCUUCUGGCAUCGCAGUAUUCGUGGUAAUGCUUAUAGCCUUCCAGUUAUGUUGCCUGAUCAAGUUCGUAAGCUGAAGCAGCUUAGUGUAUUAGCACUCAUUGAAAAUGAAAAGAACUACUGA
Molecule: messenger RNA, 324 nt
Organism: Zingiber officinale
Lineage: Eukaryota; Viridiplantae; Streptophyta; Magnoliopsida; Zingiberales; Zingiberaceae
Product: COP9 signalosome complex subunit 7-like
Exons: 3
Coding region: 1-324 (107 amino acids)
Source: RefSeq, a predicted model, not a curated record